GCAAACAUGGCUGCCAAGCCUGACGGAGAAGAACAUUUUUUGCAGUUGAAAAACGAGGUUGAAAAGCUGCGAGAGAGAGACACUAAGUUAAAAAGUCAAGAAGUAAUAUGCCAAAAAGCAAAAGAGUGGUUUCUGAGUAAAAAGUCAAAGUCUAUGAAAGUCCUUUCGGAGGAGAAGACCUCGGAGUUUGAGCUGCCCGAUGAGUGCAAGUCCGAUGUGCAAUUUUCUGAGAUUCUUGGUGUGCUGACAGAAAUACAAAAGGAGCAGAAACGACUUUUGAUGCUGAAAUAUCAACUUCGUGAAGCCCAAAAGGAACAAGAGGUUGGAUUGAUCAAUGAUAUACUUCUGAAACAAAGCGGUAAUGUAUAAAUUUUAUACGAAGGUCCUCUUGAAUCACUGACCUGAAAUGGUUCAGCAUUUUUAACUCCAAAAACAUUAUGGACAAUUCUCUUACAUCAUGCAUCCAUUAGUAAUUUAUGUUUGCAGGAUUCCUCCAGAAUACACAGGUUCGUCCGAAAAACAAACCACCUCUCGCUGUUUGGUUCUCCGAAAUAACACAAUCUAUAGCCAAAAACUCGGCAGAAAAUCCGAAAGAGGAUCAAUGUAGCAAAAGAAGUCAGUUAUUUUACAAUGUGCAUUAUCUUGAUGGCACAAGACAAUUGCCACAAGAUUUACUCGCUCAGACAAUCUACAGGAAGAAAAUAAAGCAUGGUUUGAAAAAGGAAGAUUUCUUUCAAGAGGUGCUGCAGUUUUCAACAUGUCAUAGAGGACAUUGUGUUUGGAUCAAAAUCACAAACUAUCAAGGCAACAGUCAAUAUGUAGAAAACAACGACUCUGCUGAGAAAUUUAAUCCAUCUUCGUAUCAUAUUGACACUGAUAUUCAUCUUAACGGAUUAAAAGAACGCUUAGUGGAAUUCCUUGCGGCGAAAAAAUCACCUGAAGAUUAUGUCAGGAUUUGCGUUUGGAAAGAAAUCGAAGAAUUGCCACGGUAACACGUAUUCUACAACGAACUGUGAUGGUUCGUGGACUGUCUACCUGAACUGAACUACCUGAAAAAGAACUCUCGAACGUGGUGGUCCAGUGUUGGCAGUGUAGCUAGUAUUCUGUAAUAAGCAGAGUGGGUUACCGUUGUUUGUGUCUAAACUAGCCGAAAAGAUUUCAUAUUGACGUGGUGGUCCGUGCGUUUAUGCAUUCGUUGAAAAAAAGUACCACUAUGUUUCCCGCGAAAAUGGAAAACUAAUUAACAACGUAAUUACCCACUAAUGGCCCCGUUUUUGUCAUUAAAUGUAACGUUGCCAAGUACCAAUUAUCGUAAACAAAUUAUUAUUAUCAAACACAAGAGUUUGUUUUCGCUUGUUAACGGUAAAUAUGGUAGCAACACUGUAGGAUAUUCAUCCAUAUAUUUCUCGUCACAUUCUACGGUGUUCAAAUGCAUUGAGCUCGAUUCAGCAAUGGCCUUAAAGCUCUCGCAAGUUUUGGAUUUAGCGAUAGGAGUUGAUAAUGCUUCGGUGAAUUUGCUACAUCUUCGUGAGGUUCUCGUUACUGUGAUUACGACUCUUGAUAUCGGGCACAUUGGUGUGAAAAAUGAAGUGGACGAAAUUGAUGAGCACGUAGUGGGCGAUGAUAAGUUGGAAGCGUUUGAUGAUGACCAGUUGACAUUGCUGGAAAAUGGAACACAGGAGAAUACUUUGCCUGAUCAAGAUGAGCUGUCAAGCAUUCGUUCCGACGUUGAUACAACUGCACGCAAUGAUGAAAACACGAUCAUCGAGGAGAACGAAGAUUACUGGAAUGAGCACGAAGAUUACUCGAAUGAGCACGAUGUCUCCAAUCACAAAACGAACGACGACACUGGAAAGCACAAAACGCAAAUGCAAAAGGUUCGAACUGUCGAACAGCCGAAACUGAAACGAAGCGAAAGUGUCUUAUCGAAUGUUUCUGCGCAUGCUCGUAAUUCAACAUUGGCAAGCAAAGUUUUUGGGCUUGAAGAAAAUUUGAAACGCUUACAGAGCAUUGUGGGUAGUUUGAUAUCGCAAGUCGAUCCCAAUAACAACGUAUUCAACUCGAACCCAGGGCAGUUUGCGGCGAAUAUAGAGCACUCGAUACCAUUGGGAGACAUUGGUAAUAGUUCUGUUCAAUACAGUGAGUGUGUCACAAGCUUGGAACCUGGACACGAGUGGAUUGAUAACUCAGUCGACGAUCCAAACCGCCCGGUCACCCAGCCCGUGCUUGCGUCAUCAAAAUUGGCACCAAUCCCCACUCGAUCAAAAACUGCCGGGUUUUCAGCUAAGAAAAGUAAACAGUCACGAAGGCAAGGUAGUUUGCCGCUGAAGUUGAAACCUCGUCAGUUUGUUCCCACCAUUGCUGAGGAGACACAACGGGGUGAACAUGCGAUACAAGUGGUAAAUGAGGAUAACCAAGGCAUUAGGGAUGGACAUGGGAUAAAGGGAGUGACCAAAGAUAAGCAACUCUCCAAGGGGAGUUCUGGAGAUAUUCGAAAAAUAGCAAAGAUGAAUGCUGGAGAUAAGCAAGACAUUCAGGGUGAAGAAUGGAUAGGUGAUGAUAACUCUAAGGACAAAGAACUAACUGAAGAAUACUUGCUAUCUGAUGACGAGAGCGAAGAGCCGGAAGAGGAUAUAGAGGACCGCAUAGAACAAGUAUUCGAAGCAGCCCUAAAUGAUACCAGUGAUCCACAGAACGUCGCAUACGCCAUGCGUCUUGGCUUAGAGCAGAUGAAGCGCAUGAGGGAAGAAUUUCAACGCGCUCAGGAAAACGUCAGAUUGGAAGUGGAAACAUGCCGGAAUUACAUUCAGUCUUUUCGUGAGGCUAUUAACGUCUUGAAGGGGGAAAAGAAAAACCAGGAAACGGAGCAGUUCAACGCCUUACACCAUGUCCACCGUCAGAUUAAUGAACUGGAACAGAAACAGACGAAACUCAGCAAGACCGUGAACGAACUUGUCGACGAAUUCAACCGACACGAGUCGGCGUUUUCCGACAUUCAGAAUUCGUUAGAUGAAAUGAACGAACACAAAGUAGACAAAGUUUUCCUGUCAACGAAGUUCGACGACAAAGCGAACAAAGAUGAGUUGCGUGAUAAGGUUAGUCUGAGUGUGUUUGAUGAAAGUUUUUCGCUGCUUGACCAAGCUUUGGGCGACGCCCUUGAGAAAAUGGCGAACCAAAUGAGCUUGGAGGAGGCGAUGCGAGAAACGUUGAACGAGAUGCAAUCCGGAAUGGCAAUGAAGUUGAACCGCGAAGAUAUGGAAAGUUUGAAGAUUGAGCUGGAAGCACGGAUUAAGGAAGUUCGCGCCGCCCAAGAGAAGGGACUGGUUGCCAAAAACGAAGUGCCGCGUGAUCCCGCGGGAUUUAAGAGAUACGUCGAGAAGGCUCGUUGCAUUUCGUGUGAUCAAGACGUCGAAAUCGAACCGUCCCAGGCCUCGGUUCGACCCUCUCUCCCCAAAAGUCAACCGCUGGCUCGAAUCCCGCGAUCACGUGAUGUAAACAAGAAAGUUGUCGAUGACGAGCAUCGAAUUUCUAAGCUCAAGGCAGACAUGAUCCCGGGGACUGGGUUCCAAGAUCUCACAUUGUUUCCGAUGUCUCAACGAUUCUGUGGCGGACGUCACACGAUCACACGCGGAAAUAAACGAUUUCUGGGGCCGACACUGAAUGAUUACAUAGUGAUUCACGAAUCCGAUCACGUCACAUUGCCCCCACGGGAGUUCAUCGUACAGUCGAGGGAUUCCGGCGGCUUACGAAGGUUAACGAAACGGAAACUGCCGGCGAUUAACGAUCUCAAACAUCUGCCAGACAUUCGGGAGGAAGGUAACAUUUUGAAAGGAAACAGCGAUUGUGAAAACUCAAAUUAUGAGAAUUGAAACAUAAAUCGACUUGUACUUUCUAGUGACUAUUGUAUAGAUCCUGGUUAAGUCAUGCCCGUACUAAACGAGCAGAAAACUAUUAUUUUGUUUAAGAGAAACCAAAUACGGCUCUGAUCAAACGUUUUUCAAAUCCUUUUUCACUCAAUUGGUUUUAUGCUGAAACAUAAGCCUUAAUUCAACGUUGAAACAACGUCGAUUUUU
This is a messenger RNA of Dendronephthya gigantea, 4073 nucleotides long. Its product is annotated as putative leucine-rich repeat-containing protein DDB_G0290503. Bases 1263 to 3869 code for a protein of 868 amino acids. The record is from RefSeq and is a predicted model, not a curated record. The transcript is spliced from 10 exons. Lineage: Eukaryota; Metazoa; Cnidaria; Anthozoa; Malacalcyonacea; Nephtheidae.